Molecule: messenger RNA, 681 nt
Organism: Suillus fuscotomentosus
Lineage: Eukaryota; Fungi; Basidiomycota; Agaricomycetes; Boletales; Suillaceae
Exons: 4
Coding region: 1-681 (226 amino acids)
Biological process (GO): translational elongation
Cellular component (GO): cytosol
Molecular function (GO): guanyl-nucleotide exchange factor activity; translation elongation factor activity
Source: RefSeq, a predicted model, not a curated record
AUGUCUUUGAACUUCGACGCCCUUGAGCAACACCUAAGUACCAGGUCCUACAUCGAAGGCUACACGCCCUCUCAGGCAGACGUUCACGUUUACAACUUGCUUACGGCACCAGAGCCAUCCAAGUACCCGCAUUCUGCCAGAUGGUAUUCUCACAUCAAGUCUUACGCCGCGGAGCAUGCGACUUUACCUGGCACAAGCACAGCUGGGCAGGCUUUCCUUCAAUCGGCAUCGACUCCGGCUCCGGCCGCUGCUGCUGCUGCUGAUGAAGACGAAGUUGACCUUUUCGCUGAUGACGAUGAAGAAGACGCAGAGGCAGAGAGGCUCAAAGCAGAACGUGUUGCCGCUUACAAUGCAAAGAAAGCCAAUAAACCCAAAGCAGCUGCGAAGUCUGUCGUAACCUUGGAGGUUAAGCCUUGGGACGAUGAAACCGACAUGCAAGCACUCGAGGACGCGGUACGUUCCAUUGAACAGGAAGGUCUUGUUUGGGGUGCCAGCAAACUAGUCGCUGUCGGCUAUGGCAUCAAAAAGCUUCAAAUCACUGUAGUUGUUGAGGACGAACUCGUUUCCUUGGACGAUCUACAGGAGAAGGUUGCUGAAUUUGAUGACUACGUCCAGAGUUCCGAUAUCGCUGCCAUGCAGAGUAAGCAUCCUCCUGUAUCUUGCAUAACGAUUUACACCUAA